AUGUGGCAUAUUUCUUUCGUCUCAGUUUUAUACUUCUGCUUACUUCUUAUAAUCUCCCAUCAAACUGCAAUAUCAGCAGACAUAAUCAAUCAAACCUGUAAGAAAUGCGCGGAUGAAUCCAUCGUCUUUAGCUACGAAUUCUGUUCAGCUUCUCUCCAAGAAGUUCCUGAAAGCAAUGUGACUAAUCUUCAAGGACUAGGAAGCAUAGCAAUAAAGCUAGCUCUAGACAAUGCAACCAACACAAUUUCAAUCAUAGAGCAGUUGCUGACCAACAAAACCUUAGACCCUUUUGCCUUGGCUUGCUUAGAAGAUUGCUCGGAACACUAUUCGGAGGCGAUCACGACGCUCAAGGACUCCAUCAAAAUAUUUCUUGAAGAGGAUUAUGACACUGCCAGGAGGUUGUUGACUGUAGUGAUGACUGCAGUGACAACUUGUGAAGAUUGUUUCAAAGACAAAGAAGGAGUGGUAUCCCCUUUGGAAAAUGAGAAUUACAGUCUCUUCCAAUUAUCUGAUAUUGCACUUUGCAUCGUCCAUUUGCUCAGUCUGGUUGUACGUUCUUAUAAUCAGUAA
Ziziphus jujuba (common jujube) is the source of this 570-nucleotide messenger RNA. Its product is annotated as putative invertase inhibitor. Lineage: Eukaryota; Viridiplantae; Streptophyta; Magnoliopsida; Rosales; Rhamnaceae. The transcript has a single exon. Bases 1 to 570 code for a protein of 189 amino acids. Gene Ontology annotation, molecular function: enzyme inhibitor activity. The record is from RefSeq and is a predicted model, not a curated record.